Messenger RNA from Paramormyrops kingsleyae, 8029 nucleotides. It is a transcript of the gene dgki, whose product is annotated as diacylglycerol kinase, iota. Gene Ontology annotation, cellular component: plasma membrane; glutamatergic synapse. Gene Ontology annotation, biological process: phospholipase C-activating G protein-coupled receptor signaling pathway. Lineage: Eukaryota; Metazoa; Chordata; Actinopteri; Osteoglossiformes; Mormyridae. The record is from RefSeq and is a predicted model, not a curated record. Gene Ontology annotation, molecular function: protein binding; ATP-dependent diacylglycerol kinase activity.
UUCUGUUGGUCGGUUGUGUCACUUGACUUGAGGAAGGCAAAAAAAUGGAUGCACACCCAGAACGAAUGAUCUGACAUAAAACAAAUAUUGCACAAUCCAGUUGAACAGACGGGGUAGACAUUAUCGAGAGCAAAUUACAUGUAAUAAUCCGUGGACUAUGCCGGUUACAAUUUACAGUAUAUUUUAAGAAUAACCUCGAAAACAAUUGUCGGAAAGCCAGUUGUGCUCUUCUAAGUACCAUGGGCGAUGCUUAAUAACCUGCGUGACUCUUACGCACUGGGCUUCUGGAGGUCCGUCGGUGUGCACGGAUAUACGUGGCACGCAGCGAAGAAGCAGGCAGCCCUGUCCAGAGCUAGCAGCAGUCCUGCGGAGCAAUCUCGGCAGAGGAAGGCGUAGCGGAGCUUUGGGGCGGCCCGUAUCGCACUGGGUCACGGUGUGGAGCGCUGUGCGUGCGCGCGCAGAGCGUCAGGAAGCCCCGCGCGCCCCACUGUAUCCACGCCGAUGCUGAGCUCGCGGUAGGAGUAUCCCACAAUGCCCUUGUAGCGGCGGCGCCGGAGAUGGAUGCUCCUGUUGCCGCGGCUGUGGCUGGCCACCAUCGCGACGGCUUGUGCUACCAUUUCCAGUCGGCCGUUUCCUUCUGUCCGGCAGGUCUGCUGUGCAUGUGACCGUGCGGCGCGGCCGGCGAGAGCAGCCCCGGGCGCGCCGCUACCGUCCCCCGCCGGCAGCAGCUUCACCGUCGCUGCCGCUUCUUGGGGAGGGAAAGCAAGGGGCACACAGGAGGAAGGGGGUCCACUGCUAAAGCAUGGACCCCCUGGCCAAGCCUUGCCCUUCACAGGAGGAGAGGGGCUCCCAGGCGUAUGGGAAUAAUAGAGCCGCCUCGCUAGGGGCCACUGGCGGGGAGACGAGCGAGCGGAACCGCGGCAGGGACGAAGCCAUGGCCGGCGGGGACACUCUGGGAAGCUUUAACGACACGGACGAGUCCGUGGAGGAGAAGCUGAAGGGUCUGGUGUUUCGGAAGCAGACGUCCUACAGGAAGGCCAUAUCACGGUCCGGCCUGCAGCAUCUGGGUCCCAUCCAAAGCCCCCCCCUGAGCAACGGGCCGACCAAGGAGCUUCGCACCGCCGUGGACUGGAGUGAGACGGCAGUGAACGGUGAGCACUUGUGGCUGGAGACCAACUGCUCGGGAGAGCUGUGUUACCUGGGAGAGGAGACAUGCGUGGUGAAGAUCUCAAAGUCAGCGCCCCGGAGGAAAUGUGCAGCGUGCAAGAUAGUGGUGCACACAGCCUGCAUGGAGCAGCUGGAGCAGAUCAACUUCCGCUGCAAGCCCACCUUUCGCGAGGGGGGGUCUCGCUACACACUGCGGGACCAGAACACCCUGCGCCACCACUGGGUCCAUCGACGCCGCCAAGAGGGCAAGUGCCGUCAGUGCGGCAAGGGGUUUCUCCAGAAACUGUUCCACAGCAAGGAGAUCGUGGCCAUCAGCUGCUCCUGGUGCAAGCAGGCAUUCCAUAACAAGGUGACGUGCUUCAUGCUGCAGCAGAUCGAGGAGCCGUGCUCCAUGGGCGCCCACGCCGGCGUCAUCGUGCCACCCUCCUGGAUCGUCAAAGUCAGGAAGCCGCAGAGCUCUUUUAAAAACUCGAGCCGAAGGAAAAAACGGACAUCAUUCAAACGCAGGACCAGCAAAAAGGGAACUGAUGACUCCAAGUGGCGCCCGUUCAUAAUCAAGCCCCUGCCCUCUCCGCUGGUAAAACCCGUGCUGGUGUUCGUCAACCCCAAGAGCGGCGGGAACCAGGGCACCAAAGUGCUACAGAUGUUCAUGUGGAUCCUGAACCCCCGGCAGGUGUUUGAUCUCUCUCAGGGAGGGCCCCGCGAGGCGCUGGAGCUGUACAGAAAAGUGCCGAAUCUCCGAAUCCUGGCGUGCGGGGGUGAUGGCACGGUGGGCUGGAUCCUCUCAGCCCUCGAUGAGCUUCAGAUGAACCCCCAGCCCCCAGUUGCUGUUCUUCCUCUCGGGACAGGAAAUGACCUGGCACGCACCCUGAACUGGGGAGGGGGCUACACGGACGAGCCAGUGUCUAAGAUCCUGUGUCAGGUGGAGGAGGGCACGGUGGUGCAGCUGGAUCGCUGGAACCUCCAGGUGGAGCGGAAGUUCUCCCCAGGAGAGGAGGGCUCUCAGAAGCUGCCGCUGAAUGUCUUCAAUAACUACUUCAGCUUGGGGUUCGACGCUCACGUCACCCUGGAGUUCCACGAGUCCAGAGAGGCCAACCCUGAAAAAUUCAACAGCCGUUUCCGCAACAAGAUGUUCUAUGCAGGGGCUGCCUUCACCGACUUCCUGCAGAGGAGCUCCAGGGACCUGUCCAAGCACGUCAGGGUGGUGUGUGACGGAACGGACCUCACCCCCAAGAUCCAGGAGCUGAAGUUCCAAUGCAUCGUGUUCUUGAACAUUCCCAGGUACUGUGCGGGCACUAUGCCAUGGGGUAAUACCGGUGACCACCGUGAGUUUGAGCCUCAGCGGCACGACGACGGCUGCAUCGAAGUCAUCGGCUUCACCAUGGCGUCUCUGGCGGCGCUGCAGGUGGGCGGGCACGGUGAGCGGCUGCACCAGUGUCGGGAGGUGACCCUGACCACUUUCAAGACGAUGCCGGUGCAGGUGGAUGGGGAGCCGUGCAGACUGGCCCCGUCCACCAUUCGCAUCUCGCUCAGGAACCAGGCCAACAUGGUGCAGAAGAGCAAGAGAAGGACCUCUGUCCCUCUGCUCAACGACAUUCAGAAAGUGUGUGCCGCCGACCUCCGUCGUCUCUCCGCUCCCCCCGACUCCUUCUCCAUUCCCCACGCCGUCCCGGACCGCCUGCGUCUCCGGGUGAACCGGAUAAGUCUGCAGGAAUAUGAGAAACUGCAGUUUGACAAGGAGCGACUGCGAGACAUCUCCGCCCCGGUCGGCAUCGUCGUGGUGAGAGGAGACUGUGACCUGGAGACCUGCCGGCUCUACAUUGACCGACUGCAGGAGGACCUCCAUCAGGCCCCCCCAAGCGUCCACCGGGUACACUACCAGGAUGAGUCCAGAAGCCUGGUCCGGCCCGGCUCCGCCCACAGACUGUCCUCCAACUGGAGCUUCCUGGACUCAACGUCUGCCGACCGUUUCUAUCGCAUUGACAAGGCUCAGGAGCACCUGCAUUUUGUGACGGAGAUCUGCCAGGACGAGGUCUUCAUCUUGGACCAUGAGACCCCCAGCGUGGGGCAGGUUGGCGGCCCAGGAAUGCCGGACCUUGUAGUGGAACCAAGAACACCGCUGACUACUGAAGAACAAGCCCUGCUCACAGCAGCCUCCUUCGGAGACCUACCAAAGUUUUCCAGCUCCUGGAGCAGUGGGGUCAGUCUGCUGGUGAGAGACUCGGGGGGCUGCUCUGCGCUUCACCUGGCCGCCCAGAACGGACACGCUGCAGUCGUUGGCUUCAUCCUGGAGCACGGUUCCAAGAUUAUCCUGGAUUUAAUUGACAGUGAAACGGGAGAAACAGCUUUGCACAAAGGGGCUUCCCAGCACCAGCACACUGUAUGCCGCAUGCUAGUCGACGCUGGAGCUUCCCUCACUAAGGUCAACUUCCAGGGGAAGACACCCAAAGACAAGGCUCUUGAAUCCGGGGAUAUGGAGUUGGCCUCUUGCCUUGACAGCAGACAGCAGUAUAAGUGCAUCACACGCGAAGACCUGGAGACGGCAGUAUGAGGGAGUAACCUCUUCUCUUCCCGGAGGGAGAGCGGGCAAGUUCAGCCCCGCCGGAGAUCGACGCAGCUCGCUGGAGAACUGGAACGGGGGGGGGGGGGCACUGUGUGCGGAGUACUUUAGCCCUCUCCACCCCAAAAAGGGGCCAGCUGUCAGGAAGAGGCCUGUGCAACGCUGGCGAUCAGUUUGAUUCUUUCCGUUGGCGCCGCUGUGGCGGAAUUACUUCUGACGUUUAUUUAUUUAUUUAUUUAUGGAUUUAUUUAUUGCUUUAUUUAUUGAACGUCUGGCUGCAGCAGGGCCUGCGGAGGCUGUCGAUAUGAGCGGUGACACCACAAGGUUGUGGAUCCAUGAACCCUCUGGGUCUAGCAGCAGCUUGGAGCUCGGGCCCCUAUUUAACGGGACAUGCUGUAGAUGUGGUAACUGAUAUUUCUGAGCUUUCCUAUGGGACUUGGUGUGACUUUGAACACUGUAGGGCUAGGACCCUCUUGCAUUGUUAACACUACCACGUAGUGUCCUGCCACAUUAUAGAUAUUAAAUUGUAUGGCACUGCAUUAUUAAUUAACCUGCUGUGCUGACCCCACCAAUCUGCAUACAUGACACCUCCUCAUGUUUCCCACAGGUCAGCCCGUUAGCAAUGUCAGUGACGCUAUGGACCUCACAGAACAUUCCGCGUCUCACCCAGCCAGCCUCCCAGCUUGCUUUUACCUGUGAUCUUAUUGUCCUGUGAUUCAUAUUUUUGCUCCGACCCGACUGACGCUCAACACUGCAUUUGAUGGGUCCAAGGUUCACGGGUCUAGGCUUAGGCCAGACCUGAACAUUCCAUUAUGGUAUAUUUUUAAAUAAUUUUGACAGGAUUUUGAGGUCUUUUGAGAUGUCAGCAGUAUGACACACUGGGAGCUUGUAUUUUUGGGUUGGAAAUAUAUAAAUAUAUACAUAUACAUAUAUAAAAAACUUUUUUUUUCCAAUUUAGUUGCAUGUCUGACGGUGUGCUUAUAUUACUUGAUGAAUGUUACUGAACAGAUGUUAUUGGAUGUUUGUUACUGGAUGAAUGUUACUGAACAGAUGCUAUUGGAUGUUACUGAAUGAAUGUUACUGAACAGAUGUUAUUGGAUGUUUGUUACUGAAUGAAUGUUACUGAACAGAUGUUAUUGGAUGUUUGUUACUGGAUGAAUGUUACUGAACAGAUGUUAUUGGAUGUUUGUUACUGAAUGAAUUUUGCCUGGAUGUCUGUUAAGGAGUGUCUGAAUGUUCUUCCUCCUGCUCACUUGUUCUUGCCUGCCCAUGUUUGGCUUGAUAUUAAGGGUUGUUUCUUUCCUUUGGAUGUACAGCACCAGCCUCCCUUCUCUGUGCACUUCAGCCUGCUGUUUUUCACCAAAGGGGUGUUUUGGGAGGGGGGUCUCCACAACUGUUCCAUUGUGUUUGAGAGAUGUUCUCUACACUCCACCAGAGGCUACAGAGACUGACUUCAGCCCCUGGAAUAGACUCUACGUUCUCUUUCCAUGGGACACUAAAGAGGCCAGACACCUCCCUGGAUAAAAUUUCGAUGUUUUUGUUCCUAUCUUUCAAAAGACAAAAACUUUUAGCCCAGUCUUUUAGCCAAGUGUACCCAGAAGGUAUUUAUUCUCUUUAUGAAUUCUAUGGUGUUUAGUGUUGUUAUUGUGCAUAUUAAUAUUAAGGGGGGGAAAAAAGAAAAAAAAUCUGAGCCAUAUUCAAUGCAAUAUGAAAGGAUGAAAAUUGUUCAUUUAUAUAUUUAUGAUUCUGGAUUUUUUUUUUACAUUACAUUAAUGUUUUAAGGUGGUUGUUUGAAACACCACUAAGCUUUGUGAUGGAAUGUAUAUUUUUUAACCAGUGAAAGUGGGUGUUUUUCUGUUUUGUUUGUAUAUUUUGAAUUUUUCUUUUGUUUUCCUUUGACUUAUUUUAUCAAGCAAGGGGAUACCAGUUGUGAUGCGUUGAAAUCAAUCAGCUUGUAGAAAGCUUUAUGGACAUACAACACGAUGUGUUUAUUUGGCCGGUUGGUGUAUUUAUUGCGCAUCCAAAACUAAAUCGAAAUAUGUUUUUCAAGUAGAUGAUUUAAACCACUUACCACAAACAUUUGCAUGACAUAUACACUCAAGUGUGUCGACUUUUUAUCAUGCUUGAGGGUAUGUUUGCACCCAGUGAAGUCCACUGGAAUCUGAGUUACAUAAAUGUGUAAAGAUACAAUAUAUUAUUUUCUAUAUUUUUCUGUUUUAUAAACCUUGUUCUGCAUGGGUAUUUUUGAUAACUAAGGUUCUCUUCCUCCCAUGAAAGUGGCAUUAUGAAGUGUAUCUACUGUUAGUACUGACCUUGGUUGUGGUUUAAUAUUUUAACCAUUGAAUUGAGAUUUGGUUUUGUGUAUUUUAAAUUAUGGAAUUACUUGAAUGGUUAAUAUGUUAUGAUAGAUUAUAUUUUAGGUAUGAUCCUGUGUGCCGUAUCAACCCCAUAUUGCGUAUUCGCGGUAUAAUGGAAGUCUGGACACAUCUGUAUAGAGACCGCUGCCUCUCAAUCAAACAUACUAUUUUGUUUUCCCCUUUGGUUCACUGACAGCUACAUGAUCAUUUGGGCUCGGUAAGAAUCCCUUAGCUAUAGGUAUUCAAGAAACUUGUUUGUUGACAGAAUUUGUAAGGCAGGUUUUAUGUUUUUACUCCAAAAUACCUGGGGAUGUGCAUCCCUCUAGAUUUAUAUAUUUAUCAUAGCAAAUUCAUCUCAAGGGGAGUCUGUAGUGCCAAAUACAAAACAUUUAAAUGUUUCGUACAUUUCUGUGUGCAGUAAUUGAAAUAUACUCAAGAUGGCAACACACAUUGGAUUUACUUUUAAAAAAAGUUUCAUAUGUAUAAAUACAGAUGGGAUCUGCUUGAUGUCUUUGUAGUGUUGUCAUGUCAUUUAUAAAAUGCAGAUUACUUGCUCUCCUUUGUAGGGGUCAAUUUCCCAAAAACAUUGUUACUAACUGUGUUACACUACAAUACACUAUACGGACAAAUGUAUUGGGACACACCUCUCAAUCAUUGAAUCAUUGGCGUUUCAUUCAGACCUAUUGCCACAGGUGUAUAAAAUCAACCACCUAGCUAUACAUGUAGUCAGGUUUACAAACAUUUGUGAAAGAAUGAUUCAUUCUGAAGUGAAUUCAAGUGUGGUACUGUCAUAGGAUGCCAUCUUCGCAAUGAGUCAGUUCAUGACAUUUCUUCCCUGAUAGAUAUUCCACAUUCAGUUAUAAAUGGUAUUAUUGCAAAGUGGGAAUGUUUAGGAACAACAGAAACUGCUAGGAAGUGGCAAGCCAUGUAAACUAACAGAAUGGGAUCACCGAGUGCUGAGACUUUGUUGACUCCAAAUUUCUUCUGGCAUCAACCCCAGCACAAAAACUGUAUGCUGGAAGCUUCAUGGAAUGAGCUUCCAUGGCUGAGCAGCUGCAUGCAAGCUUCACAUCACCAAGCGCAAAGCCAAGCAUCGGACAGAGUGGUGUAAAGCACACUGCCACUGGACUACGGAGCAGUAGAAACGUUCCGUGGAGUAACGAAUAAGCUUCUCUGUCUGGCAGUCUGAUGGACGAGUCUGGGUUUGGCAGAUACCAGAAAAACGUUACCUGACUGACUGCGUUGUGCCAACUGUAAAGUUUGGUGGAGGAGGGAUUAUGGUAUGGGGUUGUUUUUCAGGGGUUGGGUUAGGCCCCUUAGUUCCAGUGAAGGGAACUCUUAAUGCUUCAGCAUACCAAGACAAUUUGGGCAAUUCUAAGCUUCCAACUUUAUGGGGACAGUUUGGUGAAGGUUCUUUUCUGUUCUAGCAUGACUGUGCCCCAGUGCACAAAGCAAGGUCCAUAAAGACAUGGUUGGGUGAGUUUCGUGUGGAAGAACUUGACUGGCCCACACAGAACACUGAAUUCAACCCCAUCAAACACCUUUGGGAUGGACUAAAACAGAGGUUGCGUGCCAGGCCUACACAUUCAACAGCCGUGUCUGACCUCACAAAUGCUCUUCUGGGUGAAUGCGCAAAAUAUUCCUACAGACACUCCAAAAUCUUGUGGAAAGCCUUCCCAGAAGAAUGGCAACUGUUAUAGCUGCAAAGGGGGAAUCAACUCCAUAUUGGUGCCUAUGGAUUUAGAAUGUGAUGUCAUACAAGUUCCUGUAGCUGUGUUGGCCAGGUGUCCCAAUACUGUUGUCAGUAUAAUGUAAGUGCAAAGUAAGAUGGAGAAAUCAAGCCCAAAAACAAGCCAAAUAUAUACGGCUACAUGGAAACAAAAUUUGUCCAGUGUUUGUGAUAUUAUGCAUGUUCCUUGUAAAUAUAACUUACAUACAACAGUAA